AUGAAAUUUUCGAAUCCUAAGAAACUCUCAAUUCAUUUAGAUUUCGCAUCAUUCAAAGCUGAAUUUUAGAAUUCUUUACCCUCUUCAACUAAAAAAAUAAGCACUCAACCUAAUAGUCCAAAUGGGAUUGCCAAAAAUAUCAAAACUCAAUAACCUUUGAUACUAGUGUAAAACUCUCUUUCAAGCUAAAAUUUAUUGUCUCCUUAAUAGAAGAAGUCUACAGAUUUCGAAAGUGCUUUCAGCAAAUUCCCUCUUCUUGUUGAUUAAUUUGUUAAGCUUUAUAAUUUAAGCAAAAGUGAAACUGGUGAAUUGGCAGGGAUAAAACAAGUCUAUUAUUAUAAGCCAUAGAAGGUAUCUCCAGAAGGACCAAAUGGUGACUAUCUAGCUCAUCCUAAGGAUCAUAUUCGAUACCAAUAUGAAAUCAUAAAACAAAUAGGAUCUGGAAGUUUUGGACAGGUAUUCGAAGUAUUGGAUCAUAAAACCAAACAUACGGUUGCUUUAAAAAUAAUAAGAAAUUAAGACAAUUUAAAAAAGUAAGCAUAGGUUGAAACGAAUAUUCUCCUUACAAUUUAAGCUAAAGAUCCUAUGGGCCUCUAAUCUAUAGUUAAAUUGUAGGAUCAUUUUACAUUUAGAGGACAUUAAUGCUUGGUCUUCGAGAAGUUGGAAUACACUUUAUUUGAAUUGCUGAAAUAUCAAUUAUUCAGAGGAUUUGAUUAUGAAACAUUAAAGAAGAUAGCCUAUCAAAUAGUGAAAGGCCUGACUUUUUUAAGGUAAUGUAACAUCGUUCAUUGUGAUCUAAAACCAGAGAAUAUUAUGAUUAGUGAUAUGCAAUAAAAAGUAGUAAAAAUAGUGGAUUUUGGAACAGGAUGUUUUGAAGGUAAUUAAUUUUAUACUUAUAUUUAAAGUAGAUAUUAUCGAGCUCCUGAAGUAUUUUUUGGUUUAAAAUAUGGUUAUGAAAUAGACAUGUGGAGUCUGGCAUGCGUGAUUGCUGAACUUCAUACUGGGAAGCCUUUGUUUCCUGGAGAAAAUGAAGUGGACCAAUUUAAUCUGAUAAUGGAAGUCGUAGGUAUUCCAAAGGCUGAAUUUGCUUUGAAAUGCCCAAGAAAAAAGAUGUUCUUUGAUGACUCAGGACACCCUAAGAAAACAAUCAAAUAAUAUAGAAAACCAAAAUCGAUUAACUUGAAUGAAUUACUCAAGACAACUGAAGAAGACUUUGUUGAUUUCAUACAAAAGUGUUUAGUUUGGGAACCUGAAUUAAGAAUCAGAGCUAAUGAAGCUAUAUAACAUCCUUGGAUUAAGGGAUUAGCCUUAUAAGAAAAAAAUAAGGUCAUUUCCUUUCGUAACUUUAAAGAAAACUAAAUAAAUAGGAUAACAUAAUAAUAGCUUAAGGAAUCAUUCGACAAGAAGAUAAUGGGUACAAUAGAGAAAACCAAAGCUUUAAUUGCUCAUAAUAAAAAUAAUAGUUAACCUGCAUUAUUAAAUAGUGCUAGGAAUCAAGAGUUAUCUAGUUUUAGAUAGAGAUAAUAGAUGGUUUAAUCUAUUCAUUAAAUACUAAGAUAAACUAAUACAAAAAAGAGUUCAUUCAUCAGGAAACCAUCUAUCGAAUGA
This is a messenger RNA of Paramecium tetraurelia, 1608 nucleotides long. RefSeq lists its product as uncharacterized. Gene Ontology annotation, molecular function: protein serine/threonine kinase activity; ATP binding. Gene Ontology annotation, biological process: peptidyl-serine phosphorylation; peptidyl-threonine phosphorylation. The record is from RefSeq and is a predicted model, not a curated record. Lineage: Eukaryota; Ciliophora; Oligohymenophorea; Peniculida; Parameciidae. The transcript has 3 exons.